Molecule: messenger RNA, 1935 nt
Organism: Fraxinus pennsylvanica
Lineage: Eukaryota; Viridiplantae; Streptophyta; Magnoliopsida; Lamiales; Oleaceae
Source: the annotation of a GenBank genome assembly
AUGACCCGCAGUGAAGAAUAUUCGCUGUAUCUAAAUAAGAAAAUUGCAAAUAAAAUGAGCGAAUCAGAAGCAAACACACCCUUCAUUCCAGCCUCAUCUUUACGAAAGCUUCCAGAUUUCAAAAAAUCUGUGAAAUUGAAAUAUGUGAAGCUUGGAUACCAUUACCUUAUAACCCAUGGAAUGUAUCUAUUUUUAUCCCCAUUGGUUGUGGUUACUGCAGCCCAGUUGUCCACGUUUUCGCUUCAUGACCUUUAUGAUCUUUGGGACCAUCUCAGAUUCAAUCUGAUAUCUGUAAUCGUAUGCUCGACCCUCUUGGUCUUUUUAUCAACUGUCUAUUUCCUCACUCGCCCUCAGCCAGUGUAUCUAGUGAAUUUCUCGUGUUAUAAGCCCGAUGAUGAUAGGAAAUGCACUAGGCAGAUUUUCAUGGAAAGAUCGCGGUUGACUGGUUCAUUUACUGAUGAAAAUCUUGAGUUUCAGAGGAAAAUUCUCGAAAGGUCAGGCCUUGGUGAGUCAACUUAUCUCCCUGAGGCUGUACUUAGGACACCACCAAAUCCAUGUAUGGCUGAAGCAAGAAAAGAAGCUGAAGCUGUAAUGUUUGGUGCCAUUGAUGAGCUGCUUGUUAAAACCUCUCUAAAGCCUAAGGACAUUGGGAUUUUGAUUGUGAAUUGCAGCUUGUUUAAUCCGACACCUUCUUUGUCUGCCAUGGUUAUUAACCAUUACAAACUCCGGGGAAACAUAAUUAGUUACAAUCUAGGCGGGAUGGGUUGCAGUGCUGGUUUGAUAUCUAUUGAUCUUGCUAAAGAUCUUUUACAGGUCCAUCCAAACACUUGCGCUCUAGUAAUCAGCAUGGAGAAUAUUACACUAAAUUGGUAUUUCGGGAAUGAGAGGUCAAUGCUUGUUUCAAAUUGUCUGUUCCGGAUGGGGGGGGCUGCCAUUUUGCUUUCAAACAAAAGAUCUGACAGGUGGCGAUCCAAGUACCGAUUGGUCCAUACUGUGAGAACCCACAAAGGUUCUGAUGAUAAAUGCUUUUCUUGUGUCACUCAGAUGGAGGAUUCCAAUGGCAAAGUUGGAGUUUCUCUGUCAAAGGAAUUGAUGGCAGUAGCUGGUGAUGCUUUGAAAACGAAUAUCACUACAUUGGGUCCCCUUGUGCUGCCCAUGUCUGAACAAUUGCUUUUCUUAGCCACGUUGGUCGGGAAGAAGCUGUUUAAAAUGAAGCUGAAGCCUUACAUUCCUGAUUUCAAAUUGGCUUUCGAGCAUUUCUGCAUACACGCUGGUGGAAGAGCCGUGUUGGAUGAAUUAGAGAAAAAUUUGCAGCUAUCUGAUUGGCAGAUGGAGCCUUCAAGGAUGACUCUAUACCGAUUUGGCAACACCUCGAGCAGCUCACUUUGGUAUGAAUUAGCAUAUUCCGAAGCCAAAGGGAGGAUUAGGAGGGGAGACAGGAUGUGGCAGAUAGCCUUUGGAUCAGGAUUCAAAUGUAAUAGUGCAGUGUGGAAAGCUUUGAGGACCAUAAAUCCGGCAAAGGAGAAGAGCCCAUGGAUCGAUGAGAUUCACCAAUUCCCUGUGGAGGUCCCAAAGUGGCGUCGAGCGACACUGAUCUCAGAGUGCCACCAGUCAUUUUGGAUUAUCGGCAUCGAAGGUCAUGGGAGUGGAUGCCACCACGUCGGAGUUGAGGCAUUGAAAACGGCUAUAGGGUUCACCAUCAGUUGCAGCAACGUCGAUCUUGGAGUGCCACCUGUUAGAGUUCAGAGCUCAGCCGUACGCAAUGCACCGCCCAGCAGCCGCCGCCGUUGCUUGGUACCACCAUCAACCACACGUCAUCGCCGUUGGGUUUUCCAGAACAAUACAGAAAUGAGAUCGAAGAUGUACUUCCGUGAACAGAGAGAGGACAUACGGCACAACAAUGACAGCACAGUAGUCGGGACAAUGCUGCUGUAA